UCAGCAGGCUCCCGGGAAGCCAUGAACCCCUCCUGGCGCGCCGCGGACAGUGGGGCCGCUGCCAGGCGGCUGCUCCUCGGGGCUGCGACGGCAGCAAAGGGGCUUCGGGAAGAUCUGAGGGGCGCGGCCGCUCGGCCUUGGAAGGGCCUGUCCCGGACCCCGAAGCAGGAAGGACCUCGAGAGGAGGAGGUGGAGGCUGCAGGACACGAGUUCCUACUGCCAAAAGAGAGAAGCUUUCAGAAUGCUGCUAAAAGCAAUAAUUUGGAUCUUAUGGAAAAGCUGUUUGAAAAGAAGGUUAACAUUAAUGCUGUGAACAAUAUGAACCGCACAGCCUUGCAUUUUGCAGUGGGGGGAAAUCAUUUAUCUGCGGUGGAUUUCUUACUGAAUCACAAGGCCAGGGUUGACAUUGCUGAUAAGCACGGCUUGACUGUAAUUCACCUUGCAGCCUGGACUGGAAGCUUUGAGAUCAUGCUCAUGCUGGUUAGAGCUGGAGCAGACCAGAGAGCUAAGAACCAGGAUGGAAUGAAUGCCCUUCACUUUGCAGCUCAGAGUAAUAAUGUGCACAUUGUGGAGUACCUUAUUCAAGACCUGCACCUGAAGGACCUGAACCAGCCCGAUGAGAGAGGAAGGAAACCAUUUCUUUUGGCAGCCGAGAGAGGCCACGUUGAAAUGAUAGAAAAACUCAUCUUUCUCAAUCUGCAUACUUUGGAAAAGGACAAGGAAGGAAACACGGCCUUGCAUCUGGCUGCAAUGCAUGGCCACAGUCCUGCAGUUCAGGUGCUGCUAACUCAGUGGCAGGAAGUCAAUGAGACCAAUGAGCUCAAUGUCAGUGUUUUGCAGACUGCAACCCGGAAUGGCCACACAUCCCUUGUCAACUUUCUUCUCAGUGAGAACAUCGAUCUGCACCAGAGGAUGGAACCUAAGGAGUCCCCUCUUCAUUUAGCAGUUAUCAACAACCAUGUCACAGUGGUAAACAGCUUAUUAAGUGCACAGCAUGAUAUUGACAUCUUAAAUCAGAGACUGCAAACCCCUCUGCAUGUAGCAGCUGAUCUUGGAAAUGUGGAACUGGUGGAAACCCUGCUGAAGGCUGGCUGUGACUUAAAGGUUGUUGAUAAGCAAGGAAAGACUGCGUUGGCUGUGGCAUCUAGGAGCAACCACAGCCUUGUUGUGGACAUGCUUAUUAAAGCAGAGAGAUACUAUGCCUGGAGAGAGGAGCAACCUGAGAGCAUCAGGGAGCCACAAGCAGGCUUUACUCUGACAUUCAAGCAAGACCACAGUCUGGAGACGAGGCACAUUCGCACACUCCUCUGGAACCUGGCUUACCGUCAGCUGAAAACCAAUGAGUGGCAGAGGCUAGCUCACUUCUGGAACUUUACAGAUGACCAGAUCAGAGCCAUAGAGGAACAGUGGUCAGGAAACGAAAGCUUCCGUGAGCAUGGCCACAGGGCUCUGCUCAUCUGGUUGCAUGGGGUCCUGAUGACACAGCUCGAUCCUGCCAAGCACCUGUAUGAAGAGCUGGUACGUGCCGGUUUCCCAGAACUAGCUGAAAAGAUUCGUCAAUUCAAAAGCAAAACUGACUCAAGCUCCAAGAAGUGUACAGUUUCAUAAAAGCCUAAAGAAAUUUUUUUAAGGGGACUUCUCCCUCGGCAUUUGGUUCUUUUAAAUGCAGUUUCUUAUUUCUUCCAGCAGUUUGAUUUUCAUCUUAACUAUGAAGAUGGUGGUGACAGGACCUGCUAGCAAAUGGGAAAAGAGUAAUACUGUUAGAAUUUCGUACCAUGGAGAGGUUACUUAUUCUUUUUGGCUUUUGCUUAAAGCAAGUUGUGUCUUUCCCACUUUUGUCAUUUGAUUCAACACCUGUAAUGGCAUGAUCUAGAAGAGUAUUUUUGUACCUCAUGUUUUAAAAAGUCUGAUAGUGAGAGCAGCAUGGUGACUUAUGGAAAAACCAAAGGUUUUAGAAUAGAGAUAGUUUUGAAAUGGGUUUUGCCACUUAUUAGCUGUGAGCCUUGGACAUGUUAAUAUUAUUUAAGUUCUCAGAUCUUCACUUUCCGUUUCUAUAAAGUGGGAAAUGUCUAUUCCAUAGGUUUGGGGAGAAGAAGACAGAAUCCUGUGAAAUGCUGGACCAUCUGACCAUUGCAUAGAAAUCAUGAACUGUUACUUCUCUUCAGUAAGGGUUUGGAAAUAUGGUGGCAUUAAAUCACACAUACAUGAAAUAGAUUUCUUAGAAAACACCAGAAAUAUAUACACAAAUAUAGUUUUUCAUUUCUUGAUGAUGUA
Marmota flaviventris (yellow-bellied marmot) is the source of this 2274-nucleotide messenger RNA. RefSeq names its product ankyrin repeat and death domain containing 1B (gene Ankdd1b). The record is from RefSeq and is a predicted model, not a curated record. Gene Ontology annotation, molecular function: protein binding. Lineage: Eukaryota; Metazoa; Chordata; Mammalia; Rodentia; Sciuridae. Gene Ontology annotation, biological process: signal transduction.